This is a messenger RNA of Gloeophyllum trabeum ATCC 11539, 3693 nucleotides long. RefSeq lists its product as uncharacterized. NCBI's taxonomy places the organism in Eukaryota, Fungi, Basidiomycota, Agaricomycetes, Gloeophyllales, Gloeophyllaceae. The record is from RefSeq and is a predicted model, not a curated record. The transcript is spliced from 6 exons. Bases 129 to 3365 code for a protein of 1078 amino acids.
AUCUUUCUUUUCGCCCACGCCCAACCUUUCGUUGUUGCUCGCCGUUGACGACGGCGAGCUCGCUGUUUUAUUUUCUUCUCCGGCUGGCACUCUACGCUUGAUGACUGACGCACGGGUUGCUUCGUCCGAUGACACCGCGUCCCUCCUUUAAACACAAGCGUCCUUUGUCCGCCAUCUUCCUAGGCUCCUCCCCAUCCUCCUCGUUUUCCGCAAGUAUACCAGAUUUACCUGAACCGCCGAGCCCAGGAGGAUCAAGUGGUUCGGGCUUGCCUUCCCCGCCUGCAACGAAUUCAACGGGUAGCGGCAGUACGGGCGACAACAGUACGAACGCUGGCAGUAUACGUCUACGAUCUUCUCCUAAUACAAACACGAAUAUGUUCAAUGGUAAUAAAGAGAGGCCACGAAGUCGGAACGGCAACUCGAGUGAAGAUGAGGACGGGGGAGAUAAUGAGAAUGAAGAGGACCAAACCGCUCGACUCUCGGACCGCAGGUCGUCCUCUCGCCCGAGUGAAAACGAGUUGGCCCUGCAGAGAGUGAAGAGUUUGACUCAACGAAAUCGUAUGGCAAUUGACAAGUUAUCGCGUCUGAGUACACCAUCUCCUUCCAAUUCCGGCCGUACCUCUACCAGCCGAUCUCCCCUCCCACCCCACAGUGCUGCUUCCUCCUCCUCGUCUGGGAGAGUAUCUUCGCACUCUAAGUCGUACUCAACACCUCAGAGCCGCGUGGCAGGUGACCGUUCUGGUUCAGAGACGGAGAGGGAAGGUCAUUCGCUCCAUUCGUAUCCUUCGUCUGACGAUCUCUCUGUAACCCCUCCUACAACUUUAUCGGGAGGCUCACAGUCACGGACCAGCGGUACGCGUCGACGUCGGACAUCGGCACCAGCAUCGCCCGAUAAAGAAAGUUUGACGUCGUCCUCGUCAUCCAGACCUGGCAGCGGUGGCAGAAACGCGUCGCCUGGUCCUUCAAGAACCCCGCGGAAGAGGGUCUCUAUAGCGUCUUCUUUCACGAGUUCGUCCAUGGACUACGAGGAUGAGGAAAAGGACGAUGUCGCGAGCGCGGCACUGGCUGCUGUGAGCGCCUCCCGUCGUAGUCCAACAAUUGGGAAUAGCAGCAGAGCGAGACACCCGCUUCCACGCGAGUUCCGGGACAGCGUUAGGAGAAGUUUGGACGGUAGGUCUGCCGCGGAGCCCAUGACACCCCAUCGUAAUAGAGAUCGCGGUUUCCUGGAAGCAAGAGGGUCUCCUUCUCCGAAGUCAGCAGGCUCUACGCUCAAUCUUAAUGGUCUUCAACAAUCACCUCGUCCGGUGCGCGCUGCCGCGGGUCGCUCUGUGCGCGAGCUAUCGCGACGACACCAGUCGCGGUGGUUGUCUGAGGACUUAUCAUCAACUAGCGGGUUGGGAGAUAUACAUGACGGGGAAGAAAGUGACUUGAAUGCAGCCAUUAGUCCAAGCGGCCUUAUCUACGGCAAGCGGCAGACCCUUAGAGGGGGUAGUGCUGAGAGCGCGCUAGGCGCUGGUAGAAGUCUUGUCGGUGAAGGUUUGAAGGCUGCAGGUAUCGGGGCAAGGCGCAGAGAUUCAGCGUUGGAUCUUUUCCGCGACGGCAGAUUGGAAGGCGGAGGAUCUACUGUGUCUCGGGCAAAGACCACUGGUACUACUAGAGGAGUUACACUAGGUAAUUCGCGUACCAGUGAGGGGGCCGGCCCUUCAGGCUCAACAGCGACCAGAAGUCGCAUUGGUCAGGAAUUGCGCACAACCACUCCGUCAGGUGACGCUCGUGCUGUUGUCCAUCGGAUGUCUAUGACUUCCAGACCGUCCACAUCUAUGGCAGGCUAUAACGGAGAAAACCCACCGAGUACAGCACCGCCUAGUCUGCGUACUUAUCGGUCAUCACGCACACUUCCGGAUCGGGAGAGGAACGUCUCAGAAUUCACAUUGGGUGGCAGACAGCAACAGGCUGUCUUAGCUUCCAAUGACAGGAUGUAUGCGUCUCCGGUCCUUGCCCCUCGUCAGACUCCCCAUACCGUCAGCGCCCUUUCCGGGCAGUUGGCCCAGCCGAAUUCUGAGCACACACGUCUUAUGCUCGAGUCCCUCUCAAUGUUUGAAUCCAGUCUCUCUCGCCUCCCUCCUAUGGGUACGACGACGACGUCUACGAUACCGGAAUUGUUCAGAUCGGCCCAGACUAUCGUGCACGCGGCGGACAAAUUGAAUGGACUUCUUCGAGCCGGGACCGCAAAUGCCCUGGAAAGGCAGAUCGAUGCGGAUGUCGCAGAUGAGGACAUGGGUGGAAUGAAUGCGGAGCUAGCCGAAGUAUGGAGGACGGUGGGCGGUGAUUUCAGGGAAAGCAUGAGGGUCAGCGAUGAGCUAGUUCGUACCUUGACCGGGUUUCUCUUGGGUGUCGGCAAGGUUUUGAGGGAAUCUGCGUCGUCGAACAACGGGCUACAACACCUCCGUACGGGGAGUUUGGAUGAAGAGGCUAUCAACCGGAGGAUGACCCCUGACAUUGCCGACCACCCACGACUUCCUAAUGGGCGGAUGAGUGUGGACGUACGACGGAGUUGGGAGCCUUCCCCGAGGGAAAGCGCAAGACCGUCAUCAAGUCGUAGAGAUGAACUAGACAGCCGUGCGUCGUCUUCUAUGCGACGCGGCAGGGAUUCAGAAGAAAGUACUGAGCGCGAUUACCCCGUGAUUGAUCGCGAUGAGGAACUCCCCGAUCCAUCCCCUACACCUGCAUCUAGACAUCAACACCGUGCUCUAGCCCCCUUAACCAUCCCCCCAGCUUUGUCAACUAUACCCUCAGAGUCGUUGCUGUCUCGGCGAACGUCCGCGACAGAAAGCAAUCGGAGGAAAAUAUCAAACAACUCCAACGCGACAGUCCGUGCAGGUCCAAUGCCAUCGACGCUCAAGACCCCCGGUGCCACGACCGCUAUCACUCCACACACUGUAUCCAACUCGCCAGAAAAACCCGCUUUUCCUUUGCCUCGCGUUGAUUCUUCAGGGUCUGGCGGUUCACACAAGGCGAACGUUACGUUCUCUCGCCCGUCCACUGUAUCGGUGUCCACCUUGGCUGGGGUGCAAGAACGAGCUAGGAAACGUACGAUUUCAGCCACAUCGUCGGCGGCGGAUGAAGCCCACGAUGCUGUAAUGGCGACUAUCGCUGCAACUGCCCAUCACAAGACUCCCGUUUCUGGGUCGGAGUCUGAGAGGGACGCCAGACGACGGACUGUUGGCGCGAAGGGACGGGUGUCGCUUGAUAGUGCUGUAAGUUCCGAGAGUCCAAGAAACAGCGGCGGCAACCAAAGACCAACAUUACCGUUAGGAAAGAGGGAACGAAGGAGGACGAUAACGGAGAUAUUUGGGCAACGUUAGAACACGGGGGUGGCAUGCGAACGAGAUACUUUAGGGCGUUGUCUUUGUUGUACCUGUUAAUCCAGAGUUUAUAUCUCUUUAUUGCAGUCAUAUGUGCGUCCCCGUCGCACUCAUGGCUGCCUUUUGUUUCCCUUCUAAGUGCCUCUACUUCUUGGACUGUUUCGUCGUCCCCUGUGAUCCGAGUCUCUUCCACUGUUCUGAAUGUAGCAGUCCGGUCAUCUUUCCCUUCCUGUUCCCUCGUAACUAUCUGUGGCUCGUUCGGCCGCCUGAUCCAAGUCCGCGCAACCGUAUGUCAAUUAUAAGAUCAUGCACGAAUAUGAUGUGUUUG